CCACAGCUUCUGGCUGGAGUUCAUUCUCGCAUCGCAUUAACCCUUCCGGCAACCCACCCAGCGCCCUUCUGCAUUGGUGCGCUUGCACCUUGCGCAUCAUCUGCAUAGCUGGUUCCAUCCUCUCUCUUAACUUCGUCGUAUAUAUCAUAUAUCAUAUCCCCCGGCAUCCCGGGACUAUCUCCGCCAUGGUGGCAGCACAGACCUGCUUCCGACCACCGUGAACCAUUUUCAGUCAUCAUGUUUCCUGAAUCGCUCCAUUUUGGCCAAUCUCCCAUCUACGAUAUCGCCCUGAUCAGUGCGGUAACCAGUAUCGGCGUAUGGCUUAUCACCCGAGCGUUCCACUGGUGGACGACAACAUCCAAGCCAGUUGUGCCCCGAUCAUCCACCCCAGAUCUCGAGAAGAAGUCGGUCGCAGUUACCAGGAAACCGGGAGAAUGGAUCCCAUCGGACUUUAAACGGCCGCCAGCAUCACCGUAUCCCGACUGGGAUGUACACACGACCAAGCCCAUUCCCUAUCGACCAUUUCGAUAUGGACCCAAGUACUUCGUCACGAUGGGCCUGCGCAGCAUGAAAUGGGAUGAAUGGAUUGAACUCGACAACCACUACCUCAAAUAUCACGCCGACAAGGCCCGUCGCAUCGCCGAACGCGGCGACAAAUGCUGCAAAACCGCCCCGGAAGCAUGGGACGCAGCCAUCGAGCUCCUCGAAGAGCUAACCUCCUACCUCCCCGAACGCUACCCAACCAUGUUCCAAAAGACCCCAACAGGCCUAACCAACCUCAUCACGCACGAAACCUUCAACAUAACCCAACGCCCCCUCCCCGAAGACCCCAUGACCAUCGCCGCGCGCCUCAUCCAAGACGACCUCGCCAUCAUGAUCGAACGACCCGACGGCGAAUACUACCUCCUAGCGGGUGCCGUCCUCCUCGCCGGCUUCUGGCGCCUCUCCGACAAAUACGGCAUGCGACUCUCCGAAAUCCACACCUCGGGCUCCGUCCCGCAAUACACCGAGAAACUCGAAAAGGGAAUGAUGAAUUUCUUCCGCCGCUUGAAACCCGAAGACCCUGUUCUCCGGAACAAUUACUUCAUCCAAGUCGAUGACAGCUUACCCUGGUCGCAUAGUAUCGGGUCCGAGGACGCGGAGGAGGUAUCGUGGAGCACGGCGCAGAAGAACAAGGCCAUUGAGAAUCACUGGUUCCGGUCUGAGAGGCAGAGUCUACGACGGUUGCCGAGGUCGGGAGGCGUGGUGUUUACGAUUAGGACGUAUUUUGAACCCAUUACGGGCAUUGCGGAGGAGGAGUAUGUUCCGGGCAGGUUGGCUUCUGCGGUGAGGAGUUGGGGUGAUGAUGUCGCGGUUUAUAAGGGAAGGGAGAGGUAUGGGGAUGUGUUGUUGGAGUUUUUGGAUAGGAAGCAUCGGGAACAGCUGGAUAGGGGGUUGAGGGUUGAGUUGGAGGAUGAGGUGAGGAAGUAUCCUCUUUGAAUUAGGGUGCUGUCGGUCUUUUUGGUUCUUGUCGAUAUCCUUGAUAUACUAUCCAUGAGCAUAUAACAUUCAUCCAAUCUUCAUUAGCAUCGUCUCUAAGACUGUUUAUAUAAA
Molecule: messenger RNA, 1593 nt
Organism: Aspergillus vadensis CBS 113365
Lineage: Eukaryota; Fungi; Ascomycota; Eurotiomycetes; Eurotiales; Aspergillaceae
Product: heme-dependent oxidative N-demethylase family protein
Exons: 4
Coding region: 238-1479 (413 amino acids)
Source: RefSeq, a predicted model, not a curated record